AUGCUGGUUGUACCUGGUACAUUGGUCACACUGUCCCAUCUCCGAGAUUUGUUGACACGGCUUCUUCAACAACUCUUUGCACGAGAUUCCCGCCGCCGAUUUUGUCCUCCCGACCACUGGCUCAUCCCCACCGACAUAUCCUUUUCCGAAGCCGUCCUAAAAGAAGACUCCAACAUCCGUCAACCCUGCCUAGACAUCCUCCAUUCCAUUCCUUUUGUAAUUCCUUUUGAAGUUCGCGUAGGAAUUUUCAGGGAGUGGGUACGAUUGGAUCGUCUCGGGAAUGGAUUGGAUGAUCAGUGGUUGAACCCUGCUGCGCGUGUUACGAUACGACGGCAGUAUGUGUUUAAAGAUGGGUAUACGCAUUUGAAUGCUUUGGGUUCACGCCUCAAGAACCGUGUUGCUAUCACGUUUAUCAGUGAGCAAGGGUUGGUGGAAGCUGGGAUUGAUGGUGGAGGUGUUUUCAAAGAGUUUUUGACAACUCUUUGUCGACAAGCGUUUGAUCUUAAUUAUGGGUUAUUUCAAGCUACGACGGAUCAGUUGCUGUAUCCUUCUCCGCAUUCGUAUGCUACCCAAGAAACGCAAUUAAAACACCUUGAAUUCCUUGGUCGGAUUCUGGGAAAAGCCUUGUAUGAGGGUAUACUCGUCGAUGUAGGGUUUGCUAAUUUCUUUUUGGCAAAGUGGUUGGGUCGAACGAGUUAUUUGGAUGAUUUACCGAGUUUGGAUCCGGAUUUAUACCAAGGAUUGUUAUUUUUGAAGAAUUAUCAAGGAGAUGUUCGGGACUUGGGGUUAACCUUUUCUGUUGAUGAUACCGAAUUCGGAGCCCAAAAGACGAUUGAAUUAAUUCCAAACGGCUCAACGAUCCCUGUUACGAAUACCAAUCGGAUUAAAUAUAUUUAUUUAAUGGCGCAUUGGAAAUUGAAUACGAGGAUUGAGAGGCAGUGUAAAGCUUUUUUUGGGGGGCUGGUGGAUUUGAUUGAUCCGUCAUGGGUUCGGAUGUUUAAUCAGCAAGAACUCCAAAUCCUCUUAUCAGGCACACCAACUCCCAUCUCCCUAACCUCACUCCGCGAACACACGACCUAUGCAGGCGGCUACACCUCAACCCACCCGACCAUCCUCCUCUUUUGGACCGUGCUUGAACAAUUUGAUGAAGAGUAUCGUCGAGGGUUGUUACGUUUUGUGACGAGUUGUGCUAGGGAACCGCUUUUGGGGUUUGGAGAGUUACGACCGGGGUUUUGUAUUCGGUUUGCGGGGGAUGAGGAGGAUCGGUUGCCGACGGCUUCUACUUGUGUUAACUUACUUAAACUUCCUGCGUACAAGAGUUUGGAGGUCAUGCGAGCGUAAGUACUUUUUAUGUUUAUAUAUACGUGUGUUUGGAUGUUUGAUUUUUUUUUUGGUGGUUUUUAGGAAAUUGGUUUAUGCUAUUGAUGC
Messenger RNA from Spizellomyces punctatus DAOM BR117, 1428 nucleotides. RefSeq lists its product as uncharacterized. The record is from RefSeq and is a predicted model, not a curated record. Gene Ontology annotation, biological process: ubiquitin-dependent protein catabolic process; protein polyubiquitination. The coding region runs from base 1 to 1341 and encodes 446 amino acids. Gene Ontology annotation, molecular function: ubiquitin protein ligase activity. Lineage: Eukaryota; Fungi; Chytridiomycota; Chytridiomycetes; Spizellomycetales; Spizellomycetaceae. The transcript has 9 exons.